AUGACCUCCCUCUUGCAGAGAGGCGGCAGCCAGGUGGCCUGGAACGAAACCCACCACUGCCGGCUGCUCGCGGGCAUGGUGCCCGACCAGUUCCAGAUGUGCCGGAGGAACCUGGAGGUCAUGCACAGCAUCGUCCGGGCCGCCAGUGAGACCAAGAGCGUCUGCCAGAAAACCUUCGCUGACAUGCGGUGGAACUGCUCCUCCAUCCAGCGCGCCCCCAGCUUCGGUCCUGACCUGGUAAAAGGAACCAGGGAAUCUGCCUUUGUCUAUGCUCUUGCUGCUGCUGCUGUCACGCACUCUAUUGCCCAGGCCUGCACCUCAGGAGAACUCCCUCUCUGUUCGUGUGGGUCUGUCCCAUCUGAGGUCCCCGGGCCUGACUUCCGAUGGGGUGGCUGUGGGGACAACCUGCGCUAUGGCCUCCAGCUUGGUGCUGCUUUUGCUGACAGUCCCUUAAAAUCCAGCAAGCUGAGAACACAAGCUAUCAAGGCCAUGAAUCUGCAUAACAAUGCUGUGGGCCGACAGGUACUGAGUGAUUCCUUGGAAACCAAGUGCAAAUGCCAUGGUGUUUCAGGUUCCUGUUCAGUUAAGACCUGUUGGAAGGGACUGCCAAACCUAGGUGAAAUUGCCUCUGACCUAAAAUCCAAGUACCUGGCAGCUAUCAAGGUGACCCACCGGCUCGUGGGGCCCAGGAAGCAGCUGAUACCCAAAGAAAUGGAUGUGAGGCCAGUGAAAGAGACUGAUUUGGUUUAUCUAAUCAGCUCUCCAGACUACUGCACUGUGAAUCUCCAGCUGGGGUCUCUGGGGACACAGGAUAGGCAGUGCAACAAGACCUCUGUGGGCAGUGACGGCUGCAACCUGAUGUGCUGUGGCCGUGGCUACAACGCCUACACUGAAGAGGUGGUGGAGAGGUGUCACUGCAAGUAUCACUGGUGCUGCUACGUGGUGUGCAAGAAGUGCCGGCGGAUGGUGGAGAGAUACGUCUGUAAAUAGCACAGGAGGCUUCACGGAAGGCAAGGGAGGACUCCUUGUGCUAGUAGCCUCCAGGGUGCAUCUGGAGACAGAACGCCAACUGUAAGGGAUGCUCUGAGCUACGGCAAGAAGGGGGCUGUGCUGGAAGCCUGGACUCUGGCAUUACCAUGGUAGACCACAAACCAAGUGAUGAGGGGGAGUAUAAAAUCCAAGGCCGACCUUUCCCCAUCUCUCCAGAGCAGGACAAAGGGCUGCCCUUCUGUAGGUGAUCAGGAGGGUCCAGCCCUCUGUUCCCUGCUGGGGACAAACCAUUUAUCACUCUGCAUGCACAGACCCUUUUCUCUAGGGGUCAAUGGGGACCCUAGGCUGCCAUUGUCUCUUUGCAGGAGGCUUUUGACAGUGGCCUGUAAGCUAGGAGUGAUGGAUGGGAAAGGGAGUAAAGAGCUGCCCAUUGGGAGAAGGCUACAGGGAAAAAAAGCUGAUGCUUAGGGUGAGGGGGUCAUGGGCAGUUGUUGUGGGGGGACAGGUUUCUGCUGUAGGCUCACCCCACACGACUGAAUGCUCUUCCUCAGAGGUAGAUAUUUGUCCAGUGUCUUGCAGCAUCUGAAAUGAAGACCAUGUUUGGACACAAGGAGAACCAAUUAUUGCUCCAGGAGGCUCAUCAGACUUCUCCAAGAUCUGCAUGGAGAUUGCUCCUCCUCAGUAAUGAGACACCUCAUCUGUGACUGAUGCUAACAUAUAAGCCAAUGGACAGGAGGGGUCCUGGAGACUACCUAGGCAGGUUGGUGUGCCAAAACUGCGCACAUCAACCUUAUAUUAAGAAAACAACCAUGGCAGUCCUGUAGUCUCUGCCCUCUGAACUUGUGUUGGAGGUAGAAGCCCACUCAACAAGUGUGCUCACUCAUCCUUCCUGCCCCUUCUGUUUGACCCCAAGGAUAUUCAGCCUAUUCCUUCCACACACACCCCCGCCUUAAUACUAGGUGUGCUGGCACUCUGGCCUGGACAGAGGACAUGACUUCAGGGCCCUAGGGCAAUAAGAAUGAACCUUUAGUCUCUGUACUUACUUAUUUAAUGUAAGU
Struthio camelus australis is the source of this 2048-nucleotide messenger RNA. NCBI's taxonomy places the organism in Eukaryota, Metazoa, Chordata, Aves, Struthioniformes, Struthionidae. The record is from RefSeq and is a predicted model, not a curated record.